AGUGAGCACAAUGGGAUCAGGAGAUCUGAAUUUGAAGAAAUCUUGGCAUCCCGUACGCCUCGACAAUGUGGAGAGGGUUUGGAAGGCUGAGCAAAAGGACAAACACGAAAAGGAGCGCAUCGCACAACUCAUCAGAGAAAAGGAUGAAGAACGACAGCGAGAGGAGCUCGCUAACCAGGCCAUUAACGCGGGCCAUGGCAAAGCACGUUCUCAAAGAUUAGAGUGGAUGUAUUCGGGAGCUUCGACGACAAAUACAACGUCUAAUGGGGAGGAGUUUCUUUUAGGCAAACGAAUUGAGAAGUUACCUGGCCAGGAAGACGAGGCCGAGGCAGAGAAGCUUGCUCUCACCUCAGUUCCAGGAGUAGGCGCUCAAACAUCAUCAAGUGGAACCACCACUGACCUGGCAGCAAAAAUACGCGAAGAUCCCAUGUAUCUUAUCAAGAAACGACAGAAAGAUCAGGUAAUGGAGAUUCGAAAUAAUCCGAUGAAGAUGAAGCAACUGCAAGAACUGAUGGGGAUAAAUGCGAAGAAGAAGAACAAGAAAGAUAAGAAAGAAAAAAAGAACAAGAAAGACAAAUAUUCGAAACGGGCAAAGCAUUCACGGAAACAUGGGCAUUCUGAUUCAUCUGCUAGUUCUGAUGAGGCUAACGACCACAAUGGACAUAAGGCUGGCGGCAAAAGACGCGCAGGGGUCGAAAGGAGUGUGUCAGAGAAUGGUCGCACAGAGAAUAAGAGACGAUCUAUUGACGAACGUAAGCGAAGUCGAUCACCUACAGGCAUCCGAGAUUAUAAUAUCGCAACAGACGUAAAAAGGAUUGGAGCUAGUAAUAGUGAAAGUAAGGGGACUCGCCGACGGGAGAGUCAGAGCGCAGAAAGAAUCAGUAGGCGCUCGAGGGCAGUAAGUCGCUCAGAAAAAGACAGAGAUGUAGCAAAAGAUAGUGAGAGAGACCACAAAGACAAGCCGAGAAGCGUAGAGGCGCAAAGUUCAGAUGGACACAGAGGUCGUUCACCCGACCGUCUAAGAGAGAAAUCAGAUAGACAUAGAGACGGGUAUGGGCAUGGAAACGAUGACAAAAGUGAAAACCCAGACAGAUUUAAUGAUAGAAGUGGACGAGACAGCCAUCGCCGAGGCACUGACAGGAGGCGAGACACACAGAGACACACUUCAAGGUCUGCCAGAGAUAGACACACGUCGGAACAUCGAAGUGAACCGAGAAACGGGGUACGGCACAAGCGCAGAAGUCGUAGUCGCAGUCGUAGUCGUAGUCGCAGCCCUGCUAGGAAAGAUUAUAGAAAGAGUGAAUCUAAACAAAGGGGUCGGAGUAGAAGUAUGAGUCCGCAAGCACGUGUCGGGUCUGGUGAUGACGACAGAAAAGCGAGCAAUGCCUCUAAGGAAAGGGGCAGUACUAGGAACGAAUCUGGCGGAGCUCAGCAACGGAAUGGUAGGAAACGAGUGGCAUUAGACCCCGAAGAAAAAUCGAGAAGAUUAGCUGAGAUGCAGGACAAUGUGGUUACUGUGGAGACCGAGCGCAUCACGCGCAUCGCAGACGGCUACAGUGCGCAGAAAGAAGAAGAAGAGCGAGAGAAAAGUUCCAGGAUGAAAGACCACGAAGGCGAUAAACGGGCAGGCUUCAUUGAGAAAAUGGAGCGAGACGCUAUCGCUGGUAUUGGGUCCUUGGAAGACAGAAUCAAUAGAAAUAGGGCAUUCUCUCAGCGUACGGAAGCAUCUCUGUCAAAGAAUUUUGCAUCGAAGUAAUGAGCUGAACGGAACCUUCAACGGUUUAAAUACAUCGGUACCCUAAAGGCUUAGCUCUGAAGGAUGAUAUUCAAUUAAAAUGCGCUUUGAAUUUACCGAUUCCCUCAACAUCGGGAAAAUGAUUCCAGGUCGUGUAUUAAAAAGAUCUGCACAAAGAACAAUUCGAAAGCAUAUUUUCGCUCGUGAAGCCUAUCCAACUAGAGUAGAGCGAACAAUGUUACGG
Sphaeroforma arctica JP610 is the source of this 1979-nucleotide messenger RNA. RefSeq lists its product as hypothetical. Gene Ontology annotation, cellular component: U2-type spliceosomal complex. Gene Ontology annotation, biological process: mRNA splicing, via spliceosome. The transcript has 5 exons. The coding region runs from base 11 to 1756 and encodes 581 amino acids. The record is from RefSeq and is a predicted model, not a curated record. Lineage: Eukaryota; Ichthyosporea; Ichthyophonida.